Messenger RNA from Fusarium odoratissimum NRRL 54006, 1639 nucleotides. RefSeq lists its product as uncharacterized. Bases 75 to 860 code for a protein of 261 amino acids. Gene Ontology annotation, cellular component: Golgi apparatus; membrane. The record is from RefSeq and is a predicted model, not a curated record. Lineage: Eukaryota; Fungi; Ascomycota; Sordariomycetes; Hypocreales; Nectriaceae. The transcript has 2 exons. Gene Ontology annotation, molecular function: alpha-1,2-mannosyltransferase activity. Gene Ontology annotation, biological process: cell wall mannoprotein biosynthetic process; protein O-linked glycosylation; protein N-linked glycosylation.
CUUCCGGUCCUCUCUUCGUUCAAGGCAUUUGACAAUUCUUCCCCUGAACGUUGAACCUUAUCUCCACCUCCAUCAUGGCAAAAGCCCUUCGCUUCACUCUUUUGUGGGCAGGGGCCGUUGCCCUUCUUCACUUCACCCUGUUUGUGUGUGGCUCAGCCUUGCCCUCGUCUGCUGAUGCCCCCCUCAAAGCAGCCUUGGUGACCCUCGUCCAGGAAGAUGAUAUCAGUGCCACUCUCUUCAGUAUUCAACAGAUUGAGGACAAGUUCAACAACCGCCACUUGUACGACUGGGUUUUCUUUAGCGUCCAGGAUCUUCCAGAGAGGUUCAAGGAGCUCACUUCCAACGCUACCAAUGCUACUUGUAUCUUCGAGGUUAUUCCAGAGGAGAACUGGAACAUGCCUGGUUGGACUGAUCACUCCCAACUUUCGGGCUCUCACGAAAUCAACUCUGACUGCAACCCAAAGACCUUUAAACCCCUCGCCGACAUCCGCCAGAUGAAGCGAUGGAGCUCGGCCCCCUUUGCUAACGAGCGACGUCUCCGCAACUAUGAAUGGUUCUGGAGAGUAGAGCCAGGCGCAUCUUUGAGCCAGGACAUUCCUUUUGAUGUCUUCCGUUACAUGCGAGACAACGGUAUUGCUUAUGGCUUCAACCGAGCUGUCCUUGGCCAAGCCAACUUGUACCAUCUCUCUCGCGUCAAGUCUUUCAUUGACAAGCACCCAGAGCUCCUUCACGAAGAGGCUGAUAUCACAUGGCUUAUUGAAAACGGCACAGGUCUCACUAUUCAGUCAAGCUCAUCGGAUGACAGCUAUGAAGGAUUGGUAGACGAGGGCAGUGACAAACUGAGGUCGCGGAUCAUUUAGGAGAGCCGCCCUAGUGGUCAACGCAGCUCGGACACUAAUAGGUCACAGGAUGAGACGGCUCACGACAGAAAUACCAAGAAUGAAGGGAAGGGAGCAUCUUGGAUUGGUGGGUCCUUUGCGACUUGGCUAAGUGAAGUUUACGGCAACAGUCUUUAUCCAACGUUUGACAUUGGAUCCCUAGCUUUCUUCCGCAGCCCUCAUCACACUGCCUUCUUCCACCACCUCGACAGUGCGGGCGACUUUCAGUAUCGCCGAGUCGACAAUGUCCCGGUGCACAGCUUGAGCGCGAGUAUGUUCCUGCCUCGGGAGAGCGUCUGGAACUUUGGCACUAAGAAUAUGCAACUUCGCACCCAACUUAAUAUCCAGCCAACCGGAAUUGGAGCUAUUCCAGAUGGUGAUCAACGCAUCGUGGACUAUGAAAACACUGACUCAGGCAACAGUGUCAAGCACAAGAAUGAUGCUGAAGAGGAAAAGAAAUCGUUUCACGAAAACUGGGAGUCAAUGACACCGGACGUGAGCGAACAGUCCGAGAACCCGCACUUGAUAUCAGGCAAUACGUGGAUGGGGAAGGACGUGGCGGAUGAAGCUGAAGGAUGUAGUUUUUUUUGGUUUUGGGAGCAAGUUCUAGCUGGAUUUUCAGGAUUUGCAGGAUAUGGGUGGGAAACAGAUUUUAGUUGUUUGCAAGAUGAUUGAAGGGACAACUUAGGAUCAGGGUACGACAUGUACAGACAAUUGGGCUCACCGCCUCGCGGGUCGAGGCAGCACAAAGAGAAGAUGAG